CGGACCAGGUGGAGGGAUGUGGCUGCUGUCAGUGCUGCUGCCUCUGCUGCGGCUCUAUCUGUGCGGAGUUAAAGUCCUCAUCUAUCAGAUGUUCAACAAGUCUUUUACACUACCAGUCUUACCCAGGCAGGAUGGAAGGGUGGCCAUUGUGACGGGGGGGACCAGAGGGAUGGGUUAUGAGACAGCGAGACAGCUGGCCAGCCUUGGCAUGCAUGUUAUCAUAGCUGGGAACGAGAAGGAGGAGGGGGCCGCCGCCGCUAGGAGGAUCAAGGAGGAAGGAUGCGAGAGGAAAGCUGAGUUUGUCUACAUAGACCUCACCUCGCUGAAGUCGGUGCGGAACUUUGCCCAGGCGUUCAAACAGCGACGCCUCCCACUCCACGUGCUGGUGAACAAUGCGGGGACCAUGAUGGUGCCUGAGAGCAACACGGAGGACGGCUUUGAGUUCCACUUUGAGCUCAACUACCUGGGCCACUUCCUGCUGACCAACCUGCUGCUGGACACCCUGAAGAAGUCGGGGCGGGGGGGCUGCUGCUCCAGGAUCAUCAACAUGUCCUCCGCUACUCAUUACGCAGGGGUGAUGCACAUGGACGACCUAAACAGGAGGAUCUGCUACAGCUCCCAUGGGGCCUACUCGCAGAGCAAACUGGCCCUGGUCCUCUUCACCUACUACCUGCAGGAGCAGAUGAUGGCGGGGGGGUUCCCGUUGAUCGCCAACGCCGUGGACCCUGGCAUGGUGGACACGGCGCUGUACGACAACCUGUGGAGCCUCGCUCAGGCCAUGAAGAAACCCGUGGCCAAGAUCCUGUUCAGGACUCCGGCAGAGGGAGCGUCCAUCUCCGUCUACGCUGCGGCCGCCUCUGAGAUGGAGGGGGUGGGGGGGUGUUACCUGUACAACGGGGAGAAGAGGCAGUCCUCCCCCCCGUCCUACGACUCUGAGCUGCAGGCCGAGCUGUGGAAGAAGAGCUGCGAGCUGGUGGGCCUUUAGGAGGUCUGACCCCCCACAGGGAGCUCCACACACACACGUGCCUUUGAAGCUUUCAUGGCAGCCAAACUUGAAAAGCACUUUUGUCCCACAGAUGCUAAUGCUAACUGUAGCACACACUAUCUAUGUAAUGUUAAAGUAUGCGCUGAUGCUCUGGUAAUUUUUUUGUUUAAAUAACGUGAAAAUUCACUAUUACUUUAAUGACCUUAAAAAUUAUCAACUGUUAUGUAAAUGCAGAUAAUAAUAAGAGGAAGGAGAUUGAAUGAUAGUAUUAUUAUGGUUUAUACUGUGGUACGGUUCAAU
Messenger RNA from Trematomus bernacchii (emerald rockcod), 1285 nucleotides. It is a transcript of the gene dhrsx, whose product is annotated as dehydrogenase/reductase (SDR family) X-linked. The transcript has 7 exons. Bases 17 to 985 code for a protein of 322 amino acids. NCBI's taxonomy places the organism in Eukaryota, Metazoa, Chordata, Actinopteri, Perciformes, Nototheniidae. The record is from RefSeq and is a predicted model, not a curated record.